Trachemys scripta elegans is the source of this 1463-nucleotide messenger RNA. RefSeq names its product translocator protein (gene TSPO). Bases 175 to 666 code for a protein of 163 amino acids. The record is from RefSeq and is a predicted model, not a curated record. Lineage: Eukaryota; Metazoa; Chordata; Testudines; Emydidae. The transcript has 4 exons. Gene Ontology annotation, molecular function: cholesterol binding. Gene Ontology annotation, cellular component: membrane; endoplasmic reticulum.
CUCCGCCCCCGCGGGCCAUGCUGCUGCAGCUACUGCUGUUCCCGUGCGCGUAGGAGGGACAGGCCCGUCAGGCCGCACCCCUGCUGGGUCCAUAGAGCAGCGGCUUCGGGCUGAGCUCUCCUCUGCCUCGCCGAACUUCGGGCUGCAGCAGCAGAUUCAGCGACUGUCUUGGAAAUGGUACCGACGUGGGCCCCGGCUGUUGGUUUCACACUCUUACCCCAUACAGGAGGGUUUUUGGGAGGCAUGAUAACAAAGAGAGAAAUCCCUAUAUGGUAUGAAUCUCUUGAAAAGCCAUCCUGGCAGCCACCUAACUGGAUGUUUGGCCCUGUCUGGGGAACUCUGUAUACAUCAAUGGGAUAUGGUUCUUACCUGGUAUGGAAGGAGUUAGGAGGUUUCAAUGAAGAGUCAAUGGUUCCACUUGGGCUGUAUGCAGGGCAGCUGGCAUUAAACUGGGCAUGGACUCCAAUAUUCUUUGGAGCUCACAAAAUAGGAUGGGGGUUGGUCGAUCUCCUACUCACUAGUGGUGCAGCAACAGCUACAACUGUCACCUGGUACCAUGUCAACAAGAAAGCAGCAUAUUUGAUGUUCCCUUAUUUAGCUUGGUUAACUUUGGCUUCUGUGCUCAAUUACCGCAUCUGGAAGGACAAUAAAAAGAAGCAAUCUUAAUACAGAACCUUCUGGAAGAGAAUAUCAAGGCAGAAGUUUUUUUUUUUAUGCAUUUCCCAAAUAAAAUUACAAUCCUGUUUUACUGUUGCGUGAAGUACUUACUGUAUUAGACAGUUAAAAAUAGGUCAUGUCUAAAUACAGUCAGAGUGGUGUUCAUUUCAACAUUCAAAUGCUGGUUUACUACACAGUCCGAACGGAAUGUGUACAUGAGUGAAUUUAAUAGCACAGUAAAUGAAGUGGUUUAAUCUGCAUGCUCUCCUAUUGCCCGUGCGGUUGAUUACAUAUAAAAAAAUAAUGUAAUGGAUAGCAAUUUUAACUACUACUGGCAAUUAAUGUGAAUUGGGGGCUGAUUAUGUCCAGAAACGAAAGUCCAUUAAUGACUUUCAGAAGAUUGUUCCUCACAUUAAUUUACUCACUAUGGGCCUGAUCCUUCAGCCAUAUACCACUUGGCAUAGUGCUUAUUCCUGUCAGCUUUUGUACUGACUUCAGUGUCUUGUCUUCAAAGCGCUGUGCCUAGAAAUGUUUAUGAUUAGGUCUUAUAUAGAGGAAGAAUUCCAUACUUGUGCAUAUAAACUUCAAGAGCAUAGUAUAGUUUGCAGACUGGACCAUUAUAGUUGAGAGGUAGGGGAAGGUUUCAAACAUAUUAAACAAUAAGUAACUUACUAUUCUUACACCAUGAUUUUUUUUUAAAAGGGCUAAAGCCAAAAGGAUGCUGCAACCUAGAAGAAAGCUGCCUCCCCACCCCAUUUCCUUACCACUACAACUAGUGUAAUUUACUUGGCUAAAAAAAAAAAAAA